This is a messenger RNA of Solanum verrucosum, 3563 nucleotides long. RefSeq lists its product as uncharacterized. The record is from RefSeq and is a predicted model, not a curated record. Bases 165 to 3563 code for a protein of 1132 amino acids. Gene Ontology annotation, molecular function: ubiquitin-protein transferase activity. Gene Ontology annotation, biological process: protein ubiquitination. The transcript has 12 exons. Lineage: Eukaryota; Viridiplantae; Streptophyta; Magnoliopsida; Solanales; Solanaceae.
AAGAAAAUUAGAGAUUCUUGGUGGGUUUUGUGUGUUUUUCUUGUUUGGUUUAUGGGGUCUCUUGAUGGAACAUAAAAAAUGCUGAAAGGUUUGACUUUAUGGGUUCUCUUGAUAGAAGAUAAAACAAGCUGAAAUAGUGGUCUGAUAUUCUAAUCUGAGAGAAGAUGGCCAUGUCACUGGAGGACCUCCUCGCGAAGGAAGGAUUCAAUAAGAGGAUGUCAAAAACGAUGCCUAGAGCUUCAUCGGGAACAAAGGGAAGAAGUGGCCCUAUUUACCGACUUCAAGAUCCUCAUAAGUUUGUUGCUUCAUCUGGCACAAAAAAGCCGGAGAGGACAAAAUCUGAUAUUCCAUGCCAUGACUUGAAAAGUAAGCACAGAAUGGGUUCUUGCGAUAUAUCAUCGGAUGUUAAGAGAAUAAGCAUUAGUUCUUUUGAUGAGUUUUUAUCUGCCGAGGCUUCUCCAAACAAUGAGAUAGUUGAGGUCGGAGAGAGAAAUGAUUCAAGAUACAACCGUAUAUACUCAAAUCGAACUUACAGAAAUGAGAGUGGUGAAGGUAGGUCUGGUACCAGAAGUGCUGAGGACGCAGAAUCAAAGAGACAAUCCUUCGGAAAAGAUACACAAGCUACAGCAAAAUGUCUCAAUAAAUCUAGUAAAAAGGUUUUAGAACAUCCAAGCUUUAAAGAUGGUUAUCAGAAACAUAUGGAACAACCCGAGACCUCAAACAGCAGAUCAACUAGAAGUUCAGUAACCAACAAAAGCUCCGAUGCAACUACAAGCCUAAGGAAAGCUGAGAUUGAGCACACCGCAGCUAUUCCUGCUCUUGAUGAACUUGCUAUUCAGGCUGUAAUCUCUAUCUUGAGCGGGCAUAUAAAACAUUUUCUCCUAGAUGAGGAUUUUAGGACAUCACUUCGUCACAAUAGCUUCGCUUCGUUAAAUUUUAUUGGAUUUGAAGAAGGUCUGAAUACUGAAAGCAAGAUCAUUGCCACUCUUGAACAAGCUAUAGAAAUAGUAGAAAGAGCUGCAGAGGAUUGUGCAAAUGAGAAAGAGCUUAAGAAAGCCUCACUGCAGCUUAGUGUAAUCACAGGGUUGAAUUCAGACGAGUUACGGGAUCGAUUUACGUCCGGAAUUCCCAAUUCUAAAUUGGCAGCUUGUGCACAUCUGUAUCUCAGUGUCAUAUAUAAGAUACAGAAGAAGGACCGUAUCGCUGCAAAACACCUCCUGCAAAUUUUCUGCGAUUCGCCCUUUCAAGCAAGGACUAGUUUGUUGCCUGAUUUGUGGGAUCGCAUGUUUCUUCCUCAGCUUUCACAUUUGAAGGUCUGGCAUGAUUCAGAAGCUAAUUUUCUUGGUGACCUACGUUAUAAGUCAAGGAAACUGAAGCUGCUUGACAAAUUAUACAGUGAAAAUCUGGACAAAGGUACUUAUCAGUUUGCAGUUUACUACAAGGAUUGGCUAACCGAAGGGGCUGAGAUUCCUUUAGUUCCUUCUAUUCAAAUUCCUCCAAUAUCUGUUUCGCGUGAAGGUUCCUUUAGCAACUCUUCCCACUUAAGUAGUGGUGUUGGCGGUUUCUCACCUCAGCCUGUUGUCAGCAAAAAGUUGUAUGAUGAAGUAUUCCGUCGUUCACAUAAACUAGGAGCUGAAUCAGAAGAGCGCCAGGAAGAAAGCUAUGAAAUUAGUGUGAGGAAGCCUGCUAGGUUUGCUGCUAAAAAUCUGGUAGCAUUGACAUACUCUGCUGAAGUGAUUAAGUGUAUAGAUCAAGAUGCUGAUCCUGGUGCUACAGUUGAUUCAGUAAGUGUUGAAUACAUUACUUCAAAGAACAUGGAUCAGUAUGGCUUCUUGUCAAAGGCGCUUUUAAGCCCAAAUGAUCAGGGAGGGCGCCUCGCCUUGCUUAAGCUGUGUUUCACGUAUGGUGCAUCAACCGCUUGGGAUGCGGCGGGGGUAACUGAUUCUCCAGAAGAAAAUUUUUUCAUGGAAAUAUUUGGAAACUCUGAUAUGAAGGAAACAGCUCCAUUAAAGACCAACAUGCUGGAUUCAUUUGCACCUGCAGAUCUGACCAAGUUCAUAUUCAUCAGGAUAACAAAAGCAGCUCUUGAGCAGGAGACUGAGGAGGUAGUGCUUCCUGCUCAAGGAGUCAAUUAUGUGGGAAGAACUUCCACAAACAUUCCACAGGAAUUUAUCUGCCCUUUGACUGGACUUAUUUUUGAAGAUCCCGUUACCCUUGAAACUGGCCAAACCUUUGAGAGAGCAUCUAUUAAAAGCUGGAUUUCGAAAGGAAACAAAACAUGCCCAGUAACACGAAGAUCGUUAGAAUGUCAAAAUGUGCCCUGCAGUAACUUCAUUUUGAAGCGUGUCAUCACCAAUUGGAAGUCAGAACAUUGGAGGCAACUUCUGGCUUAUUUCUCUAAGUUAGCUGGAAAUUCAGGGGGACAUGGUUGGUUGAAGAACGAAAUAGCCGUUUCCGUGUUGGAACAACUACUUAUUGCUUUAAAUCAGGAUCAAAGAAAAGCAGCUUUAGUGCAGCUUCUAUCCCUCGGAAGCUUACAGUUUCUCAUCGAGAGAUUUAAUCGUGGAAACGCAAGGGAGAAGAUAUGUGUUUCUGUAUUACUUUGCUCUUUCAUUGAAGCUGACACUAAUUGCAGAAAUGUAGUUGCUAGAAAUGUUGAUAAGAUACGUCUUCUUAAUCUUCUUCAAAGAGAAGAGUUGGUAUUAAGGAGAAACGCCUUUUUACUCCUGACUGAACUCAUAUGCCUUAACAGGAGAAAAGAUGCAAAGUUCUUCCUUAAAAGUCUUCAUAAAGAUAACAUAGAUUGUCCAUGUGAACAGAAAAUCAUGGUUGCUCUGCUGCUCUUGCACUUCAAUCUUCUGGCCGAAACAGAUAUGCCUAGCACAUACAGAGAUGAUGCUGUUGAUGCUAUGACUUUGGCCUUGGAAAGAAGCUUAUCCGAUGGAAGGAUCAGAGAAAUAUGUUGCAAAGCACUCCUUAUUCUGGGAGGGCAUUUUUCGUUCUCGGGUAAGAUUAUGACAGAGGAUUGGAUCCUAAAGCAAGCAGGGUUUCUUGAAGGCUUUGGAGUAGAAUAUACCGUUGAGGAGCAGAAUAAUGUGCUUGCUGAUGCAACUGUUAUGAAAACGGAGGAUGAAGAACAAGAAGCCAGGGAAAAGUGGUUGUUAGAUGCAUCAGCUUUACUCAUUGGCAGUGGCAAGAAGUCAUUGGUGGAGGCUCUCUCAAAGUGCUUAGGUUCAGGAAACUCGGAAAUGGUCCGAAUCUGUCUAACAACGGUCGCGUGGCUGAGCUCAGCACUUGCUUUACUGAAUGACUCGGAAUUUGAGCUAUCUGCAUUUUUAGCUGUUAUCACUCAGCUGAUAGAAUGCUUACAACAUGGUGAUCUGAUUGAGCAUAAGGUUUUAGCUUCAAUGUGUCUACUCAAUUUCAGCAAAAUUCAAGAAUGUAGGGUCUUAUUGAUGAUGGUAGCUGAGGAUUUUGUUGGUCCACUAGAAAGCCUUGUUGAAGUUACAUGGACAGCAAAAGAGCUUUAUGCCAUUAUUUAUCGUGCCGUGGAGGAACGGUAA